GCGGGCAAUACUGAACACUAACCUUUUGAGUUUUGUCGGUUGACUUUCCGCAGAAUGAACGAAAUCUGUGAAGUGUUUCCCAGUAACAGAACAUUGGCCGAGGGUCCACUGGUAACAAGGAAGGAGGGCUGGAAAACUGUAAUCAAACCAUAAGGCAAGCAUCAUCCACGUUCAUCUCAUAGCAACCCUGUACAUUUUAUAAAUGUUUUACAAAGUAGCAAAAAUAGUGAAGUACCAGAGUCGUCCAGAUUUGUGUCCAAGCUCAGCUAGUAUGACGGUGACAUUCUAAGAACUUACCGACGAUGUUUUGGGUAUUCACCAAGGACGUUAUCAGCAGGAAACUAAUAAACUGUAGGACGUGAAAAGAGAAUUCGAGGAAGAUGACAGCCAUGCUAGGAAGAAACAGAUUUAUGUUGUCGACAUAUUUGUAAACCGUCGGAUGCCUUGGCAACCUUCUUCUUCCCGGGAAACGUGAGGACGAAUUGACAAGAGGGCGCCCUCAUGUGGCCCGGAGGAGACUUUUUUGUAGCUCUAAAAUGUAGCUUACUACGCAACAUGAGCCAGUAAAAUGGGCGUUAAACAAAUACUCGCAGGAUACUCGCAGACGUUAGGCUAUGAAUUGUCAGAAAGUAAUAGGAUGUUUCGAUUAAAACGUGCAUUGUAGUUGAUGAAUUGAAGAGACCGGUAUCAGCCACUAGAUGGCACUAUGGGGCUAAGAGACAAAAAGAUUACCUCAAUCAACGUCAGCGAACAAGUAGGGGUCACGUGACCCGCCGAGCAUCGUGGAGUUUGAGCCAGAAGAGCUGCUGGAACUAUGUGGACGCCUGAAGAACUGACCUUGAUUCUGCAAGGGUGUCUGCUCUCUCAUUGUCAGCUACCAGAAAACACCAAACUACUAUUAGGAAACGUGUUGGCCAAACUUUUGGAAUCUUCCAGGAGCAGCGUUAAAAGAAGCAAGGAGAAAUUUCUAGAUGAGGCCGUCCAGAUGUUGAGGAAGGUGCCACAGGCUGAACUUGCUUCUCUGGAGGCUGGCCACCUCCAGCAGAUGGUCCGCCUGCUCCUCUCCCUGCAGCUGCAGAUGGCCAACAUCUCCACUGCUUGUCGAAAAGUAGACCAGCUUCUGCAACAUCUGGCCACAGUUGACCAGCAAUUGGUUUAUCGAGAAACAGAGGCCUGCAUGCAUUCCACCAGUCUACAUGGCAGAAUACUGUGUCUUGACGACCUGCAAAGAGCUUGUAUGUUCCUGCAAGACAGCAGUGUUGGACGAGAAGUGUGGCGAGAGUCUCACCUCGCCUUCAUGACCAAAGUGUCAGAGUUACUUCCACACAUACUUCAGCAGGAAUCCCACAGAGACGGUCUGCUGUGUUACACUGCUGUCAAGGUAUGUCUCCAGAUCUUUCAGAUGUUGCCCUGUGAAGUACGUCCGGGGGUUUGGUACAUGGAGACCAAGAGCCCAACAGUGCAGAAGACCCUGCAGUUUCUCAUGAACAUCAUCCUUGGACAGUGUCAGAACAGAGACACGCGGCUGCUGGCAGGAACUGCUGUCGCCAUGCUGAUCAACACCUCACCAGAUACGGCUUCUGGAGGAGCUGCUGCCCAUAGUCUCCUUCAAGUGUUCAGUUCAGAGUCGUUGCUGCUGCGAGUGGGUGUGCUUCAGGUGAAUUGUGUCUGCACAAACUACAAGGACCAAGUGGGCAUGCUGGCUAUCAUGAGAGGUCUUCUUACCUGCAGUAGGUCAGACAUCCUGCUUACGCCACAAGACGAUGAUUCCAAUAGUCUUUUGUUGCUGGAUGGUAUGUUCGCUCCAGUUUUUACGUUGUGUGAGGCAAGACUGGACUCUCACUUUGCAUUUGAAGUUUUAACCCUGUGGAUGAAGAAAGUGAAGGAAUGUUGUGCCGACAUCUGGAAGAGGACGGAUGUUCGACUUUUACCUGACGACGGAAAAUUGCUGCAUCAGCUUGUUCAUAUUUGCUGGAGCAACACUGAAAGCCCGGUGGAGUGUGUGUCAGAGCAUGCGCGCAGUUCCUUCAGUCUGCUGCUGGAGCUUUAUCAAAUGGACUGUGAGCAGUUUGGUGACACAAAGGUGCCCCUUUAUACUGAUCUGCUCCACCAAGUCAUCAAGCUCCCAUGGGAGACCAAAGCCAGAUACCUUCACCUCAGUGCUCUUCUUCCUUAUCUGCACACAGACACGGUGCUCAGUCUUUGUCCUCAGUGCCCCAGUCAUAUCCUGAAGUGCCUGUCCACCAAUCACCUCUCUCCCUGUGCCUCUGAGCUUUACAAGAGUUUGAUCCAGCAGCAGAGGUGUCGUGGAGCUUCAUUGACGGAGCAGCAGCUUGUCAAUCAGUGGUCCAGACGGUGGCAGCAAGUCCUUCUGGCUGGGCUGACCUCUGACCUCACUCUUGUUCAAAGCAACAUCUCCACUCACCUGCUGCCCAGCACCUUCCAUACCUUUCCUACUGCUGUGGAGCCUCUUCUGCUCGCUCUGGACCUGGGCGACCCGGGCCACCUCCGUGCCUGGGCUGCCAUCAUGAGCUCUUAUCGGGCCACGACUGGAGCCUCUCCCUGGACUCUGCCGGGACACUCCACUCAGCAAACUCUUCAUCGUGCACUUGGUUCUGCUGACGACAAAGUUCGCCUUGCUGCGCUGAACCUACUGUGCUGCUGUCCGAAGACCAGGGAGAGUCCCACAAUUCAAGAGAUGUCAAUCAUGAGGAGCUUCAUCCCAGAGAACCUGAACUGUGAGUCGUCUCCAUUUCGGCAGCAUUUUCAAAUGGGGGUGAGGAAAUUUCUGGUUCGCGUCCGAGACAGCUGCUUGGCUCUUGCCAGAACACAAAAGAGUCAGACAGAAGAUGCUGGCAUCUAUGGAAGUGCUCCAGAAGCUCUGAACCAGGGAAUAGGUUUUGUGGACUGGCUGAGCGAGCUUCCAUAUUGCUACCUGGCACCAGGACACAGCUACCAGAGAAAGAAGACAUCUUUGUUAAUGCUGUCUGCAGUCCUGGAGACCUGCACAGACACUUGGAGCCCCAACAGGAGGAAAGGACAACCACCAGUAAACAUGGGGUCUCUGGUGAAAUACGCUCAGCUGAAUGGUCUGUGGAAUUUCUUCUGCAGGGCUAAACACUUGGUCCUCAUCAGUUGUUUAGAGGAUUCUACAAAUGAGAUCCGAGAACUUUCAGCUGAGCUGCUUUUGAAGUUUUUCCCACCCAGAUUUCCCGACGACGUUGCAGCCGCGCUGCUCUGCCGAACCAAGGAGCUUCUGUGCAGUCCUCGUGUCCAUCAGGCUCAGAUGGGAGCAGUGAUGAUGAAGGUUCUCUUUCACAAAUCUCUACAUCAGCAUGGAGAUGAGCCGCUGACCACUGAAAACACUGAUAACAAUCAGGACUACAGUUUGCUGAGGUUCCUAGUGAAAGAACUUGAAGAGCAUUAUCUCGCAGCCAGGGGAAACAUGAUGCUGGCUGCAAGAACAAAGCCUGUUCAUGGUGUUCUGAGUGCCCUCCAGAGGUGUGUGCUCGACGCAUCCAGCUGUGUGUGUAGCUCCUUCAGUCGGGCUCAGUUGACUCAUCUCCUGGCUCUGCUGGAAAACAUUUCUCUGCUCCUGCUGGGUGUUCUGCAUGGAGAGCAGGUUUCUUCUGCCGAUGAAAUGGGAGACACCCUUCCAUCUUUCUGUGACAUGGGGAACGCCAUCAGCUCUCUCAUCGCCCAGUCUGAUGAAGGCCACCGAGGGGACGAGGAGGAGUGCGUUCUUCUAUCUGAAGAACAUAGUCUUGUUCUUACUUGUUGCUGGGUCUCACUCAAGGAGACCGGAAUCUUUCUGGGUUCUCUGGUGGAGAAGGUUCUGGCUGAAUCUAAGGGACUUCUGACAAAAGAAGAUCUCAUAAAAGCUUCAGACAUUUUUAAAAAUAUCCUCCUCAAAUGUCGACACUGGGGGGCAGUAGAGGGCUGCUGUGUUGGUUUCACACGAUUUUGUGGUUCCUUACUCGGCAGCAGCGAUUCAGACUUGAAAGAGAUCCCUGCUCACGUGCUCAGACAGGGUUUACAAGUUCUGAAAUCUCAGAGUUCCACUUCAGUUACUCGCCGUGCAGCAGGGUUGCCAAUGUUGAUCCUGUGUGUCCUGUCUGCUGAGGACAACAGUAAAGCUCGACCACUGUUGGCUCACAGCGUUCAAACGUUACUUGAGACAGCCAGAACUCCUUUGCCUGAGAACUGGGACCAAACGUUGGACCUGUCACAGGUGUGUGCGGUUCACACCCUGCAGGCGCUGAUCCGUGGCUCAGGCCUCGGUGUUGCUGUUCUGCAGUUUGCAGCUUCAGUUGCCAUCCUGUCUCUGACUCUGCUCAGCUCUCCCUGCUGGGCCAUGAGGAACGCUGCUCUGCAGCUCUACAGUUCUCUUUGCUCCCGCAUGCUUGGCCAGCGACACAGUGGUAAAGAAGGAGAUGCCAAGCAUGGCAUGUCUCCAUCUGCUUUCUUCUUUCACUAUGCUGAGCUCCAGGCUUUCGUCCUCGCUCAGCUGAGAGAGGCUGCUGAGGAUCUUCAGGGUUCCACAGAUGAGGCCAGGCUUCGUCUGCAGCCAGCUCUUUUCCCGAUUCUCACACUGCUGGCUCAGCUGCAACCUGGACUGCAAGACCCCACUGGGUCGCUGGCAGACUUCCUCCAGCCUUUGCUCCAGCUCUCCUCCAGCCCCAUCUACAAUGUGAGAGUAAUGUCCUCCAAAGCUUUGGUUGCCAUGGCACCCCCCUCAGAGUACAUGAAGAUCCUCAUCCAAAUAUCAGCUCAGUUGCCAUCAGAACAGGGGCACAGCCGUCACAACCUCCUGCAUGGACAGUUGCUUCAGAUGAAAGCUCUCACAGACAGAGUUCUGUGCACUGAAAGCACUCCCUCGGAAGUUUGGUGUGAGGUGCUGGAGAAAGUAGAAGCUUCCAUUUGGCUGGCAGGUGAAGCUCAGCGCUGUCCUCUGGUGCGGGUCGCCUACCUGGACAUUGUCAGCUCUCUGAGAGAAUUCUUCUGUGAGAGUUACUUGUCCCAACUUCAUGACCUGCUCACACACAUGAUCUGCGCCCCUAAACGUGAGCUCCAGGUCGGCCUGGCCUGCUUUCAUCAACGAGCCGUUCAGUUUCUGUGUGAAGACCAACAGUGGACCUGUGAUGUCUUCACCAACUUCUCUGCAACCAGUCCAGAGCUGAAGCAAAUGCUGGUCACAUGGCUCACAGACGGACAAGCUCUGAGCCAAAACACCAGAGGAGUUAUCAGUGGAAUUUUGCAGUGUAACCUGAGGGAGGCGCUGAUGAGCGACAGUGCCAUGUACAGAAAGAGCUACCUGGCAGCCCUGGCUGCCAUGACAACUUCCACUGGGCUUCUCUCACCUCAACAUCCUUCUGCUUCACACCCAAGCCAGUCAGACCUUCAUCUUUGUUUGGACUUGUUGUUUGGAGACUUGGAGCAGGACCAAGCUGGACCUGAGCUGCUGUCUCACACUCUGCUUGCUGCCAGCUCGCUGCUUGCCCAACUCUCCAGUCUGAAGGUUUCUGUGGUCCAACGGUGGUGUGGCGUCCUGGAGUCUCACUGUACUCCUGAUGUAGCUGAGGUGCUCAGGAUGGUCUGUGCUGAUGCUCUGUGUGUGGCUGGUGUCAACAUCAUCAAUCAUAUCAUGGAGGAGAGUCACAGCGAGAGGUCCAUCCUCAUCAGGCUGCUGAGCUGCAGCCUGUGCCUGCUGCAGGACCAGAGUCAGGCAGUGAGAACCAGAGCAUCAGGUUUCAUCUCCUUGUUGCUUCACGUUCGUGCACAGAAGCAGGGGAGUGUUCACCACAUGCAGGUGAACCAGGCAGUUCCACUGGUGCUCGACCUGCUUCUGGAGGAAUGCUGGAACACGCCAGGAGCACUGGAGGCGCUGCUGCGUCAUGUGCCGCUGCCUGACCUCGAUGCUCUGCUGAAGGAAGCUUCAGACGCGGCGAGCACCAGUCUGUACCAGCAGGACGACGCCAACGUGUUUGCAGAGCCAGCUGUGAUGUCACUGCAUGCACUGCCUCUCCUGCUACGGUUAGUCCAGAAGCAGUCGCAGUCUCCAAAGCUGACUGCGAGUCUGAGGGCCUGGGCGGAGGAACAUGCUGGCCGUCUACUCCACAGUCUGACUCUGUUUUACAAGCUUCAUGCAGAUGAGACGUUGACCCCAGCCUGGCUGUCGCUGCUCACAGACCCUGGUUUUCACAUGACAGUCACAGGCCUGCUCACCCGAUCUGUCUUCCUGCUUGCACUCUUGCAAACAUGUGAGGAUCCCCUACACACCUGCGACGCCUCAACCCUGCAGAGCAGCAUCCAGGAUGUGCACACAUGUCUUCUCAGGAAGGGUGGGUUUCAUUUCCCUGCCCUGUUAACAGCUGCUGUGAUUGGACGAUUAGACCUUAGUGUGUCCUGAGCCACGAUCUGGCAAGCAGCCACCGUUGCAUAAGAGCCGUCAUUGUGUGACCAGCACACGGGGAGACCAGUCAAGUUGAUGGAGUGUUCAAGUCUACCUCCAGUUCAAUUGUAAUGCACCUUUAUUGGUGGGAAAUGAUGCCCUGCUGGGAGUGUUCACAUCUCUGAAAUGCUCCAUUAGCAUUGAACACGGUUGACCGGACCUGAUAUUUGUGGUGGCACUGCAACAGACAUCACUGCUGUAGACUUGCAUCACCAGGCCAGCUGUUGAUGUUUCCUCAGUGGCUCGUAAACCAACAAUGUUAUUGGUGCUCCACCGAAUGUACGUCUGAGUUAAUCAUCUCAAUCUGAAAUUACAUGAGCAAUGUCUAUCAGAGGUACAUAGUGUAUAGGCCGCCUCCUCCUCUCAUCACAUUUUUUUUAUUGCUCUUGUAAACAAAAGACAAUAAUUAGAUUAAAAAAAAAACUUUUAUUUAAAUCUAUUCACCGACUGUACAAUGUUUACCAAUUAUGCAUACGAUGAACAGUUUUAAACAUCUUCAAAUCUUUCCUCAGGUGUGCUAGGUGCUUCUUAUUAUUAGGUCUUUUAUUUAUUCUUUAAGUCAAUUUUCUUUAUUCACUCUGUAUCCGUAUUAAUGUUUUCCCACUGUAUGCGUUUUGGGAAAACUGAAAGCGUGUUUACUGUAGUUCCGCUCCUCAGUUUUCAAAAUCUUUGGAGGACAAAUGUUAAUAUGAAAUAAAUAAAAUGAUAUAUAAAUACUGUAUACAUAAACUCAUGGUUCAUUCUGAAGUUGGAGACAAACUAUGAGAACGUUUUUCAUUCUGGCUGUGUCUUGUCCUUCGCUUGUACAAUAAUCCUGCUCCUGGCUAAUUCCAAGCCCAAGUCGGUGCAACCCUGUUACUUUCCCUCAGUGCUGCAGAGAAGGAGCAGCUCAUUCAGUCUUGUUCAAGUGAUUGAAAUGUAAGAAUGGUCAAUGAUUAGCUUCUUUAUGCGACUGCCUGUUCUGACAGUUUUUGCAUGGACGUGUUAUGAAGGGUCAUAACGGUGUCAUCGUUUCUCCAAUGUGAUCUCAAAUACUAUAUAUUUAUUAAGAAGAUUUAAGGAGGUUUAGAAUGUUCUUGAACGGGCUCGUCCUGAAGCAAGCCUCCACACACACACACACACUAUACAUAUUUAUAU
This is a messenger RNA of Synchiropus splendidus (mandarinfish), 7588 nucleotides long. Its product is annotated as thyroid adenoma-associated protein homolog. Gene Ontology annotation, biological process: tRNA methylation. The transcript is spliced from 30 exons. Gene Ontology annotation, cellular component: cytosol. The record is from RefSeq and is a predicted model, not a curated record. Bases 815 to 6409 code for a protein of 1864 amino acids. Lineage: Eukaryota; Metazoa; Chordata; Actinopteri; Syngnathiformes; Callionymidae.